AUGAGUGGACUGAGGUGUCCUGUUGUUCUGGGGCUGGCGCUGUUACUAUUGACAGUGGGACCUUGCCAAGGGAGGACUGAACCCCGAGAACUCAAGGACAGACAGACUCUCUUAAACUUAAUAAUGGAGAUCAUCCAGGAACUUAAAAAAUACCAUUCGGGGGAGGACAACAGAUUGCAAUUUUUCAGCAAACAUGACUAUACUUUGGGCAGGAGAGAAGUCACUGACUAUGGAGUUUACCCUGAUGAGCAAAGAGUUGAAAUUGUCCCCCGAGAUUUGAGGAUGAAAGACAAAUUUUUAAAACAUCUAACAGGUCCUCUAUACUUUAGUCCCAAAUGCAGCAAACACUUUCAUAGGCUUUAUCACAACACCAGAGACUGCACCAUUCCAGCAUACUAUAAAAGAUGUGCCAGGCUUCUUACUCGGUUGGCUGUGAGUCCAGUGUGCAUGGAAGGAUAA
Molecule: messenger RNA, 459 nt
Organism: Trichosurus vulpecula (common brushtail)
Lineage: Eukaryota; Metazoa; Chordata; Mammalia; Diprotodontia; Phalangeridae
Gene: ALKAL2
Product: ALK and LTK ligand 2
Exons: 4
Coding region: 1-459 (152 amino acids)
Biological process (GO): positive regulation of ERK1 and ERK2 cascade; positive regulation of ERK5 cascade
Molecular function (GO): receptor tyrosine kinase binding; receptor signaling protein tyrosine kinase activator activity
Source: RefSeq, a predicted model, not a curated record